AUGGGCCGGGUUCGAAUAGGUCGAAUAAGCCAUGCUUCCUGCUCCCCGUCGUCCAUAACGCCAUGCUGUAGAGUUUCCUCUACUCCGACUCGACACAGUCCGACCCUCAACAUUCCAUCCCGCCAACACCGACAUCACCGACCGCACCAUCCGCUACCGCUCGUCCUCCUCCUGUUCCCGCUGCUUCUCUCUAUCGCCAGUUCACCGUCCUACUGUUCCGCUGCGAAGCCCGCUCCCUCCACCGCGAAACCUCCCCGCGCAGCGCUCUCCGCCCAUUCCGCGCUCUCCUCCCAUUCCGUGGAUUCCGCUCCGGACCCCUUUGGUAAUGCCGAGGUGCUCGGCUUUCCCAAGCCUCCCAACCUCAUUUCCGACGGCACACCCGCCGCCACCGUACGUCAGCGUCCGGCUGACGAUAACGAUGACGGAAUCCGUCAAGAGCUCCUUUCCGUCAACCCGCCUAAAGCACCCGUUUCUGUAAUGACCGUCAGUAUCCUAACGGUGCUAAUGGCGGCAGCGACAGGCCUCGGGUCGCUGCCGUUUUUCUUCAUGGAGAUGGAGGAGGAGUGGGCUGGCGUGUGUAACGGCGUGGCUUGCGGCGUGAUGAUGGCCGCUAGUUUCGACUUAGUCUCCGAGGGAAGGCUGCACGACAGCGGAUCAGGCGGCGCAUGCGUGGUGGUAGGGAUAAUCCUAGGCGGGCUGUUUAUCGUUCUAAGUCAGAGGGUAUUGGAGCAGUUCGGCGACGUUAAAAUGAUGGAUUUAAAAGGCGCAUCGGCCAACCGCGUGGUUCUCAUCCUCGUUAUCAUGACCCUCCACUCCUUCGGCGAAGGCUCGGGGGUCGGCGUCUCCUUCGCCGGCCCUCGCGGGCUGUCGCAGGGGCUGCUGGUAACCAUCGCCAUCGCCGUGCACAACGUUCCCGAAGGCCUCGCGAUGACUCUCGUCAUGGUCGCGCGCGGCGUGCGACCGCGCAACGCCAUGCUCUGGAGCGUCUUCACGAGCCUCCCGCAACCGCUCGUCGCCGUCCCCGCGUUUCUCGGCGCCAACACCUUCACGCAGUUCCUCCCUCUCUGCAUGGGCUUCGCCGCGGGGUGCAUGAUUUGGAUUGUCUUUGGCGAGGUUCUUCCGGAGUGCAUAAAAGAGGGCGCGAACUCCUCCCACGUCGCCUCCGCCGCGACGCUCUCUGUCGCGUUCAUGGAGGCGCUAGGAGCUUUCCUCGAAGGCGCGGACGCGCCUGAGAGCUGGCACCGCUUAGUACCGAUUGCCUGGGCGCUGCUUUUCUUCCUGGGGCCGCUCAUAGGUUCCGUACUCCCACUACUCCUCUCCCACUCCCUCCCUGCCCCUGUGUCGCCGCCUCUGCUAUCCGGGCUGGCGGGAGGGGCGCUGCUCGGUUUGGCGCUGUGGCAGCCGGUGCAGCUGCUGGUAACCGGGCAAAUGGAGGUGCUGCCGCUGCUGUCGGUGUUCUACGUUGGCUGUGUGCUGCAUUACUUCUGUGCCAGUAUGGGGCGGGGUUUGGCGGGUGGGUGUGUGGGCAACGCGCAGCAGAAAUUGCAGAGCGGUUUUAGUGACGUUCAGUAUACUCACGGGGUGGAUCAGUGGGGUGGGGUCGGAGAUGAGAAGGAGGUGCUCCGAGCGUGCAAGCCGAGCCUGCAGCUGAGCUACGGGAUCCGAGCCUCGGUGCUGGUCUGUGUUGCUGUGUCAGGCCAUGCGUUCGCGGAGGGGCUUCUGCUGGGGCAAAAAGCAGCGCCAGGGGGGGACCUAGGAGGAGAUUUAGGAGCAAGAGGAACAGGAGGAGGGGGAGUAGUAGAGAUUGGGAUGCGCAUUCUGCUUCCAGCAGCCAUUCACGGCGUGCCACGUGGCAUUGCUGCAGCAGCCGCUGCACUAGGUUCUUUCUCCAUCACUCGUUCCACUCCGGAGCUUCCCCUAGCAGCUGUUCCCCUGGCACUUGCAUCUGCGGCUGUAGCGGGCCUGGCUGGGCCUAUCGGGUUAGAUCAGCUGCUGCCUGGAGGGUUGUGGGUGGCUGGUGGGAGAGGAGUUGUGGGUGGGAAAGGAGGAGAAUGGGGAUGGAGUGUUUUGGAUAGGAGACGAGUCGCUGUGGGGGUGGUGCUGGGUGUGGUACUUGUGGUCGUGAGCUUCAUGGGGAAGAUAACGAUAUGUGCGCAUUCGAGUUACUGUAAUGCGGCUCCUGUGGCGCUGACAUGA
Messenger RNA from Closterium sp. Naga37s-1, 2196 nucleotides. The record is from the annotation of a GenBank genome assembly. Lineage: Eukaryota; Viridiplantae; Streptophyta; Zygnematophyceae; Desmidiales; Closteriaceae.